Messenger RNA from Abrus precatorius (Indian licorice), 2201 nucleotides. Its product is annotated as UDP-glycosyltransferase 43-like. NCBI's taxonomy places the organism in Eukaryota, Viridiplantae, Streptophyta, Magnoliopsida, Fabales, Fabaceae. The record is from RefSeq and is a predicted model, not a curated record. Bases 192 to 1592 code for a protein of 466 amino acids. The transcript has a single exon. Gene Ontology annotation, molecular function: UDP-glycosyltransferase activity.
CAAAAGUCACAGGUGAACCAAAUACGGAAACGCAUCCUAUUGCUGCCUCAAUCCUUAAUUUGAACCGUUGAUUUCAUCAAAACUGCAGAAAAAGUCCAAACACAUGAAUAUAAUAACGUGGAGAAUCCAAAAACAUAUUAACAGGAACUCACUCACUCCACUCGCUACGGAUUGAAAACAAAUCUGAAAUAAUGCAUAGAUAUGAGGUGGUUUUCAUCGCUACCCCAGCCCUGGGCAAUCUCGUUCCAGCCGUGGAAUUCGCCAACCUCAUAACCAAACACGACCCUCGAUUCUCUGCAACCGUUCUCACUUUCUCCAUGCCACAACGACCACUCAUCAACACCUAUGUCCAAGAACGUCCUUCCUCAUCCACUAAUGUCCGAUUCCUCCAUCUUCCUUCGGUCGACCCUCCCACACCCGACCAGUACCAAUCCACCAUCGCCUUCCUCUCCCUCUUCAUACACAAUCACAAGCUCCAAGUCAAACAAGCACUCCUCAACCUCAUCCCAACCGAGUCAAAGCCCCACUCGCCUCCACUCGCCGCCGUGUUCGUCGACAUGUUCUCCACCCCCCUCAUCGACGUCGCCGCCGAGCUCGCCGUCCCUUGCUACCUCUUCUUCCCUUCGCCGGCGAGCUUCCUCGGCUUCGCGCUUCACCUCCCCCCAGUCGACGCGGUCAAGUCAGAAUCCGAGUUCGUGGUCCCGAGUUUCAAGAACCCCUUGCCCCGUCCGGUUUUGCCCAAGCUCGUGUUAGAUUGCAACGAUUCGUAUACCUGGUUUUCAUAUCAUGCGGGAAGGUACAGGGAAACAAAGGGCAUUGUCGUAAAUACAUUGCAGGAGCUGGAACCUCACGCGCUUCAGUCACUCUACAGCGAUUCGAAGUGGCCCCGCGUUUACCCAAUUGGGCCUGUUCUUGACCUUGCUGGGUCGGCCCAAUGGGAUCCAAAACCGGCCCAAUAUAAGCGCAUCAUGGAGUGGCUAGAUCAGCAGGCAGCUUCGUCCGUGGUGUUUCUCUGCUUUGGUAGCAUGGGAAGCUUAAAGGCGAACCAGGUGGAGCAGAUUGCAGUUGGGCUUGAACGGGCCGGGGUGAGGUUCUUGUGGGCUUUGCGGGAACCUCCGAAGGCCCAAUUACAAGACCCAACGGAAUACGCAAAUCAUGAAGAUGUUUUGCCAGAUGGGUUUUUGGAACGAACGGCUGGGAUUGGUUUGGUGUGUGGAUGGGUCCCACAAGUGAAGGUGCUGGCCCACAAUGCCGUAGGGGGGUUUGUGUCGCAUUGUGGUUGGAACUCAAUAUUAGAGAGCUUGUGGCACGGUGUACCAAUUGCCACGUGGCCGGUGUACGCAGAGCAACAAAUGAACGCGUUCCAGAUGGUUAAGGAAUUGGGAUUGGCUUUGGAGAUUAAGUUGGAUUAUAGAGUGGGUGAUCUGGUGCGGGCAGAAGAAGUAGAGAAGGGUGUGCGGUCGCUGAUGAAGGGUAGCGAUGAGAUCAGAAGAAAGGUGAAGGAGAUGAGUGACAAGUGUAGAGGGGCAUUCAUGGAAAACGGCUCAUCUUACGCUAACCUAGGGUCCCUGAUUCAAGAGUUGACAAAUUGACCAACCCUCCCAUUAUUGUUUUUGGGUUGGGCUUACACUCGAGUCUUGGUUUGUUACUUUUGUAUGGGCUUUACCAAAUCCUAUGUGUUUUGCAUGAUAUUGUGUUGUUUAUCUAUUUUAUUUUAAACAGUAGUAGUAUCUUAAAUUUUAGCAUCUUUUUGGUAUUCUGCUAGAAAAUGGAGUUCUGCGUCAUUGGUGAGCGUCAUAAUGACAUGGUGAACAACUUUAUGGUAUUAUAAAUGCAUCACGCAUUUCUCGUUCAAAGCAUAAUUGACUGCCAUAAAAGUUUCUUAACGUGGUAUAUAUUUUUGACAUUUCCUUGGCGUGUCACGUUCUGAUUUUACUAUGAUUGUGAGCAAAAAUGCUGAGAAUCUUCCUUUUUCAUCUGUUUUGUGAGUGAAAUGAUUUCUUCAGCAGGGCUUGAUAAUAGAGUAUAUGUGUUGUUUUUGGUUUGCUGGGGCCAAGUGUAAGACUCUGCAAACGAAAUUGCCAAUUGUGGUGUGGUCCAUACUCCAUGGAAUUUGGCUCUGUCUUUGCUACACUACAGAUGAUUGAUUUUUGUAGGAUGAAUGAUCGUAAAACUCUUGAAUGAUUUAAACGUUUUAUGAC